This is a messenger RNA of Contarinia nasturtii (swede midge), 3264 nucleotides long. It is a transcript of the gene emei, whose product is annotated as transmembrane protein 161B. The record is from RefSeq and is a predicted model, not a curated record. Lineage: Eukaryota; Metazoa; Arthropoda; Insecta; Diptera; Cecidomyiidae. The coding region runs from base 389 to 1924 and encodes 511 amino acids. The transcript has 9 exons.
AUAAGAAGUAAAACACAUUUGUUUGUUGUUUCAGCGAUAAAAUUUUAUUUAAAUACAACAAUGUGGCCGAUGUCAAUUAAAUGAAUGGUGCAUCAUUUUUCAUUUAAAUCAAAUCUAUUCUGAAUGUUUUUCAAUUUGACAUUUCAAAUUAUAACUAGUUAGCCGACUAGCCGAGUUUUUACCGAACAAAAAGAAACGCAUCUGUCAAGUUCAGUUGCCCAGGUCUGGCACAAUAAAUCGGAGUAAAAAUGUUCCCAAAAAUUUUCGUUCGUUUAUAAAUAGAUUUUCGAUCGAAAAGUUAAAGGAAAAUCUCUGAGGCUAUCACAUCAAAACAGGAUACAUUUUCGAACGAAAUUUAACGUCUUUCCGCAUUUGCUUCUAACAAACAAUGGCUUUACUUGGCGCACAAUUGGUGAUGACAUUGAUUAUGGUCAGUGUGAUACAAAAAUUGAGUCCACAUUAUUCAUUGGCCAAAUGGAUUCUAUGCUCAACCGGUCUAAUAAGAUUUCUUCAUCCCACCGAUAAUGAGUUAAAAACUCUUGCCGGUGUGCCAAAAAGUAUGCACAAAACGAAAAAAGAGCAUCGUCAUAGUAAAUAUAGUAAUGGAAAUGACAAUGAGAAAUCGCAUACCUUUCAUGUUCCAAGAAAUUUAGACAUUCAAUUAGAAGUAACCAAAGUGACACCUUAUGAUGUUAUCAAUCUGCGAUACUAUACGGAAUAUCAAUGGUUGGUUGAUUUUAGUCUCUACGCCUGCAUCAUUUAUGUCAUUUCGGAAAUUUAUCAUUAUUAUAUACCGCUGAGAGAAGAGGUCAACUUGAGUAUGAUGUGGUGUCUAUUGGUUAUAUUUUUUGCAUUUAAAUUACUCAUUUCACUAACGGUGCAAUAUUUCAAAAGUGAUGAAUCGAUCGGCGAACGUUCAACGUGCAUUGUCACUGGUUUGGUGUAUUUAUUAGUGGCAAUGAUAAUUUUAAUUGUCGACGAAAAUACACUUGAAGUGGGCUUGGAACAAGCGUACAAAAGUUUCAACGAAAGUGCAUCCGUUUAUCUUGAAGAGAGAGGAGUUUCGUCAUCGGGGCCCGCAUCAAAAAUUAUCGUUAAAUUUUGUAUUGCUGUAUCUUGUGGUAUUCUUGGUGCGAUUUUUACAUUUCCCGGUCUUCGCAUGGCACGUAUGCAUUGGGACUCACUAAAAUAUUGUCGAGAGAAUAAGUUCUUGCAAUUUAUUUUAAAUGUCAGUUUUGUGCUGCCUUUUAUCAUUGUAAUCCUAUGGAUUAAACCAAUUAGCCGUGAAUAUUUAACAAAUCGCGUUUUUACUGGCUUCAAUCAACCAAUGUUGACUCCGCAAGCAUUUGAUUUAAUACGCUUUCUAUUAAUAAUAAUUGCCGUGGUUUUGCGUUUGGUAUUGAUGCCAAUCUAUUUGCAAGCGUAUCUGAAUUUGGCAUAUGAUCGCUUGGAAGAGCAGAAAAAAGAAGCGGGCCGUAUCACAAAUGUUGAUUUACAGAAAAAGAUUGCAUCGAUAUUUUAUUAUUUGUGUGUGGUGACGCUGCAAUAUGUUGCACCGAUUUUAAUGUGUUUAUACUUCGCAUUGAUGUACAAAACGUUGGGUGGUUACAAUUGGACGGAUCUCUUUGCAAAUAAUACCAGCAAUGUAACAAUUACAGUUCCACCGAAAGAAUCGAUUGUCAUUACCCCAUUGGAUGAAGAUGGAUUCCAGGAUGGCUUUCAAGAUGAUCAAAUUGAAUCUCUUGACAAAACGAUUCUUGAAUCGGCCAAAGAGUUACAAUCGUCAUUUCAUGGUUUAAAAGCGGUAUUUACGACCGAUGUUUAUCGAGGUCUAUUCGGUUUUGCAACUUGGUGGACGUGCUUUGUGUGGUUUGCCGCAUCAUCAUUGGGAAUGGUUUAUCAGUCAUACUUUACCAAACUCUAAAUAAGAAAAUUCGUCAAACACAUGUUUUGCAUGUGUCUGAAAAUGGAAAAAAUCGCCUCAUUUCUGAGUGCAGAAAUUUUUGUAAAUAUAGAAUUUUUUUUCUUCUUCAUCACCAUCAAGUUUGAGUUAGACCGAUUUUGUUCUCUUUUACCAAAUGCUUACACAAAAUUGACAAAGUAUUGAAUUGUUAUGAAUGUAAAUUAAAUCUAAGUUACCAUAAUAUUAACUGAAACGAAAUGAAAAACAAUCUUCUCUGAACUUUUAUAAAUGAUAAGAAAUUGUAGCCGUAGAUGAAAGUGCGAUAAUCGAUAAUAAUUUAUGAAAAUGUUUUACACACAAGUAAAAUCAAUAGGAUACCUAUAAAUUAUGCGUUUCUUUUCAAAUUGAUUUGCAUUGUUUCAAUAGAUUUUUGAAUGGAAUAGAGACUAUUGAUGGCGAUUUGAUCUAGUUGUACAAAUACCAAGUACCGACUCAACAUUUGGUUCCAAUUAAAUUGGCUCCGUCAUCUGGUUGAAAUAAAAAAUGCAGUAUUUAACUAUCAACGAUAGUAGUUGCUCUGAUAAGAUACUAAACUCAAAGUAAUCCUGGGUUAAAAUACUUCUUUACCAUCUGAUUCGAAUGAUAUAUUUUGACGUUUUGUUAGAGAACACUAUCAAAGCUCAAAUUACAUUCAUAUAAACUUUUUACCAUAUACUUGUUUUUUAAUUUUUCGAGUCGAGGCUGCACAAUCGCCUACAAUCCAAAGCAUAUGAUUCAAAUCGGUCGCCGAAUUUGUUUUAUAAUUUUUGUUUAUAAACUUGUUACCAAAAAGAAAUCGGCAGCGACUGUAAAGAAAGAGAGCCUCACGGUUUGUUUUCUCCAAGCUUUAAAUCCAAAAUUUCGGAAAUGAAAAACAAGUAAAUCGGAAUUUUGUCUCCGUUUUAUUCAACAUCGUAUAGUUCAGUCCAAUCAAAUAAUCAUUGAUAAUAGUCUAACACAUAGUUAUCGCUUUAUAAAGUCGUAGAGAUUGAAAAGCAACCCGCCCUGUUUAUUUUUGUUUGUAUUCAUAAAAAAUAACGUUAGCACCUAAAUACAAUUUUACUGAAUAAAAAUAGAAUUAAAUUCAUUGUAUUGUAGUGAAAAUUCUAAUUCUCCAAUCGAUCAUGGUUGAAACGAUCACAUUAGCUUUAUGCAAUUCAUUUAUGGCAAAAAAUUAAAUUUAUCUGUAUUAACGUCAAAGCAUAUUGAAUACAUAGGAAAAAUGUUAAGCUGAAAUUGGCGAAGAGAAAAAUGAAAAACAAAAAACAUAAAUUGUGCGACUUCUUCCUCUUUUUUUUUAAAUACAUUGAUUGACUUACAUA